Molecule: messenger RNA, 6429 nt
Organism: Neospora caninum
Lineage: Eukaryota; Apicomplexa; Conoidasida; Eucoccidiorida; Sarcocystidae
Exons: 3
Coding region: 1-6429 (2142 amino acids)
Source: RefSeq, a predicted model, not a curated record
AUGAAAGAUGGUGCUUGUGUCGGUUUUGUGGUGGCUGCAAAUGUAGGUGGGGAAAGCUUGGAGGAUAUCCGGGAGCGCGCGGUCUUCUUCUUUUUGGAGGCUCUGGUUGGCGAAUUUCUACUGUCGCUGAAUUUGAAGGACUUCAUAGCGACGGCUGCCAUGGAUCAGCGGCGAGCCAUUGCCCGGGUUAGCGCCUCUGAGAGAGGCAGACGAGAGGAAGAGACCGGCGCAGCAUACAAACCUGAGUCAUCCUUAUCAUGUUCGUUAGCAAACGCGGGUCACACUGCGGGUACUGGCGGCCUCUCCAGCAGCAUGCCCGUGUUUCCCGCUGUUUCCAGCCAAACAAACCGUUAUAUUCCUGCUGGAGACGAAGGCUGCUGUGAACUGCUGAGGCCUUCAUUGGCGGUUCGGGAGUCUGCUUUCACGUCGACAGAACUUGGUGGAGGGGGCGGUGCGGACGCUUUGGGCCACAGAAUAGCGUCCUGUGCCGUCGAGCCGUUUUCCGUUCGAGAAGACCAAGCCAGGGGAAGUCGACGAAUGGACCAGCUUCGGUUCCAGGACAGGUAUUCAGUGGUACGAAACUCUCGUGCCUACACACCUGGCUCACAAUGUAAUUCAGGGUCGUCCACAACUCUUUCGCCUUCCGUCCAACUACCAGUAGUGGCGGGAGAUGUUGGAGGUGCCAAAACACAAUUCAAGUGGGGUUCGUCGAGAGACUCUUUGGCGAAGUCGCAACCGUCCGACAACAGCCCACCUACGGGUAACUGUCCGUCUGCAGCUGGCUGCCAACUGUCGAAGCAGAGGGAGCAAAGUUGCACAUGCUGCCACCGGCCGACCUUGGACUGUCGUUCUAUAGACCGUGGCGGUGACGAAUUUGCACAACAAAAAAAUCAGGAGACUACGGUAGGAGACCGUCAGUCGCUUCACGAUUCGAAGGCGUGGUGUGACCAUCAGUGUGAGGUAGCGAAUCAGGUUGGUGGAGGUUGUUUUGGGUCAAGUGCCAACCAAAACGGCACAGGGGGAGAUUUAGGCUUGACAACGAGGAGGUGCGAUGCUAUAGGAACCUUAAUGGGCAACAGCCGUCCCGCCUGGGAGGGUACAUGUCACUCACCUCGAGCUCCGUUCAUUACUCGGCCGCUAACAAACGACGCUACACCCUCCCCAAUAAAUGCUGUGCUUCCGCAGUCAGUCAAGGGAAGUCAAGCCUCGGAUCCUUCUGCAAAGGGUUCAGUUGGAUUGGCUCGAGAAGACGGUGGCCGUUGCCUCAGCGGUGACAUGUCUUCUUCGGUCAGCUGCAGUUUGCAUGUGAUGAACGACAUUUCCAUGGGUCAUCCUGGACAGCAAGGUGUAUCAUUUACAUCCUUCUGUCAUUCGCAGCCAGGUGAUUGUGGAACCGCAGCCGAUAAGCAGGUCGUCGUAUCUCUGGGGACACAGUCAGCACAGCCCGGAUUGGAGAGCGUUGUCAAUUCAGGGACAGGAAAACGACAGCGACGGCGGAGAAGGCGGAGGAAGAGGACUGAUGUAAUAGGCUCUCCGGAUGGCGAGGACGUUAAUGAGGACAACGGAUUACGUCAGGCGAAGGAUUCAAGACGGACGGCGUCCGCCGGUUGCUUGCCGAACAGUGCUGACGCCUACGUGUUCUCAGCAGAAUGCAUUACCAGAGACGUGGUACACCUGGGCGACGGAAGCCCAGACGGCGCUGAGGGGCCUGACGACCUGGAAGAAUUUGAAUUUGCAAGCGUUGCAUCGUGUGCAUCAAUGCUCUAUCAACAUGGAUUAACUACCGAUGAUGAACAUGAAUAUGGAUGCACACAUACUAAAACUAAGCUGAGCGAUCGGGCACACGAGCUCGAGGCCACUAACGCUGAACAGGCGGAGAUUCAGGCGGCUCAAAUGGAUGCAGUAAGCGAGGUAACAUUAACUAGUGAGGCGUGUUUCAGCACGAGGGUUGAACAGAUUCUUAAAGAAAGACAGGCUGCUGCCCGGCGCGGAACGCCGUCUGGCCUGGCGACGGCAGGGACGAGCGAUGGAACUGGAAAUACUGCAUCCGUUAAUUUGUCAGCGACCGCUGCAGUCCAGUCCCCAAAAUUUAACACUGAAGGAAUUGGUAAAGAUGAGACGCCGACGGAGCUGGGAAAGGGCAAAUGGAUGUGUUCAGUGCCGGAACCAUGUCGGCGUGCUGGUGAUGCAGGUUAUGUAGGAUACACAAGUGAAGCUGUUGUUGGAACAUUGACUGCCUUGGAGGACCAGGGUGUUACUCAUCUCGCGAGUGGGAAGGUGCCUGUCUGCAGCAGCAGCGGAGGAACUACUCAGGAAAGCGCAUCCCUUUCACUGACGACAGUGAAAUCCUCAAACGAGGUCUCGCAGAUGAAAUGCAUUGGGCGGAGUGCCGUUCUUUCCAGCAACGGAGAAGAAGACUCUGUUCGCUCCUCGCAUGGAUACGCUAAGCAUGGAAGUGGCGAAAUGCACACCACAUCUACGUUAACUGACGGCCAAAGAACAAUGUUUACACAGUUUUUGUUCUUCGAGGAAGGGCACAAGAUUUUCAGCCCUCGACAUGUGUUGCCCAAAAUGGGUGGGGAUCGGUUGCAAACACGACCGACCGACAGACGGAGUGAAAUACACGCCAGAGACACCAUGCCCACAAAAAUUAGUCAACUCGGGGAGCAUAGCGUGGCGGUCCUUAAGGAUCUGAGUGCUGUCACAGAGCGGCCGCAGCGUAAGUCUUCUGAGGACGGCUUAGGCUCUCAGCUGGAUGCACAGAAGUCAAGUUGCCCUCCUGCCGUUGCCCAAGGCGGCGAUGUCGUCGCUGAGGCUCCCCUCGAGGCCAAAGGAACGUGGUUGGAUCCCAAGAAUAUGGAUAUCAGCGGAGAACUACCAACGAGAGAUGCGAAUGCUCAACCAGACGAUGUAAACAAAAACUCAUCUGAACGCUUCUCUCGUGAUCCGGAUAAUCAAUCUGGUGCUAUGGAGGAACGACGACUUUCCACCGACGGCAGUCAGGGCAAUAUCGCUGUAGGACGUGCAACAGUGGAUGAUCAGAGUGGUCACGGGAACAUUGUCAACGCACCGAAAAGUACGGAGCCACGUAUGGUAGGACCGCGGUCUCGGGUUUUGUAUGACGGUGAAAACAGGAACGUCUAUGCCAGUCAGGUGGAUUGGUGCCCUAAGGAAGAGUCCCCUCGCGAUAUAACAGGGACUUGUGACUCAAAGGAGACGCCACUGCGGCAGAGAAAAGGAGAGCCAACAGUCAACGUAGGAAUAAAAAAGUGGGAGAAGGAGGAGCAAGACGCCUCGACUCUGAGUGGCUCACUCUCAUGGGGCAAAUAUGCACAGUGCAUGCAAAAUGAGUCCGAGUGCCUGUCAACUUCCACCCCAACAGGCGAUACCCCAAACGGGUGUGCUUUGUUGCCAAGCUACACUUCAUCGAACGAUGACGCGAACCACAUAAAUAAGCUAACGGAAGAGCCUCUCGUCUGCCGUUCUGCUGUUGAGGGUAGCCAGCCAAUGCGCGGAAAUACCUUUGAAGGAGGCAAGAAGCAUGGCGAGGGUAUCGCUGGCUCUCUGCUGCAAACAGAAACGGGCAGUGGGGUCUACGAAGGCAAACCAACGUGUGUACGUUAUCCGGGCUCCAACAAUGGAAGUUGCGCAGCGAGAUCUGAGCCGGAGUUGAAUGUUUUAAUCAGCGGACUCAGGAGCGACACGCAGGAAAUGGACCCUAUAAUCCACAUGACAGACUUCUGCUGUGACAGUGUUACUUCGGUAAAAUAUGGUACAGACAUGUGCGUGAAGGCAGUCUGUGACGGACGGAGCCGACAUUUCAAGGAGUUUUUAGAAGACAAAGAUGAUGGGGGUAGAGAGUGUCAGAUUCGGCCGGAACCGCAAACAUCUUUUGUGCGGGAUGAGCUGGCAACAAACCAGCUGGCGACCGCAGAGGAGCUAUCGACGUCACAGAAAUGCGUUCACGGAUACUUGGUUACUGAACCAUCUCUCGAACGAAGAAACGAGCUGUUGCACGUCGCAAGUUUCGAGGCCAAAGGGAGGGAUGGCUGGGUCCAGUCUCAGCGUGCACACGAUGAUGGAAGAGGGGCACCGAGGGAGACGCCUGCUCGUGGUCGUCCAGAACAGAGUGGCCGUAUUGACUAUGAGGAGCACUCUAACUCUCGCUUUCCUCUGUCCAUGUGGCAGUCAGCCGGCGCUGUGGAAGGAGUGUUACCGCGAAUCCAGAGUAAAUGCUGCGUACGCCGUGCGUCUUCUAUCCCCUCCCUCACAGCCUCGAACAAAGCAAUCCCUGGGCGACAACCUGCUGAAGGUGCGAAACCCUGGAUGGAACAGAAAUCACUGUCAAAAUGGCAUACGUUCGAACUACGCCGUGCACGCUCUUUCCCCGACACUAGAUAUUAUGCCAGCAGGGAAUCAGGAAUUCUGGCACUCCGUAUGUCGACUUCAUCCGUCUGCGAGUGUGCUUUCGAACGAGAAUCAUUGACGAGCCACGACCGACAAAAACGGGGCAGCAUUCGCAAUCCAAAGCAUGAUGGUUCGGAUAGCGGAACAGAGUUUGCAGUCAGGCACCAGCAGCCUUCUUCGGCUCUCAGGGUUUCCGCGUGUGGAGCCAUGUUACCUGCUGAGGAACGGAAGCUCCGUUCUGCUACCCGUCGUUGUCGGAGGCAGUGCGUAAGAACCGACACCACGAAGGACGACGCCGGUGUCGAGUUGCACGCCAACGAAACAAAACCUUGGGACAACCACCGCAGCGGAAACGGCUGUGGCAAGAACGCCAAUGACAGUACCACGACAUCGGAAAAGAAGACGGGAACCCUCAUGGCGAUUCGAAGGUUCGAAUGUAGGCAUUGGAGUGAUAGCUUGUUGGGUUCUUUGUUAGAAAGGAUAGGGCGCAGCCGCCAAUACAACGAAACAGGGGUGGAGGAGGCGUCUGCGUCUAGUGGGACCGAGGAAAUGGCACCUGAGUCCGAGCAUGUGGCUAAUCGCUUGUCCGAGGAGGCCGGUGUACCGUGUGGCAAGGACAAAAGAGGCGUCGCAACAGGGAUGAGUAGCACACGUAGCUCGAAGGAUAACUUCUGGAGUGACGGACAUGCACAAGUGUCACCGAGAGGUUACCGGGUUCUUCUGAUGAAAAGGACUGUGGCGCAGUGCGUAGCGGCUAGCGUGGCGUCCGGGUUGUGGUUGCCCCCUCUCUCGUCGCUUGAAGCGGGGUUUUCUGCGGCAGGCCGUCAAGGAAGGAGUCUACAGGCCGAUGCGGCGUCCGGAACAGUCAGUGGCAGCAUCGAGAAGGAGCGGGACGGUGACUCUUCGAGGAAUGGUUCCGUCGCAGUGCUAGUGAUCACGCAUGCAUGCGUCAUACGAGAGCUGCUGCAAGCUCUAUGCGGGCGUCGUUUUGGAAACACGAUUAAAGCGGGUAGCAUCACGAUACUUGACGUGUACACCAGGCGAACAGGAAACACAGAAUUGCGAAGAAGUGUCCGGCGGCGGCGAUCGGAAGCCUGGAUGUGGCUCACCGGCCGUGGUUCACAUGCUCAUCAGCAUAUGGGCGAUGGCCGCGAUCAAACGACUGGAACUGUGGAAAACGGACUUGACCACCAUGCAAGCACGUGCUGCAGCGUACACCCAUCAGACUUUGGUAGGAAUGAUGCCAAUAUGGCAGACGACGCCGAUUGGCGGCUUUCGGGCGACCCGGAAAUGUUAUCACGUGAACAGGGACAGGGGGAAGAGGCAGGCGACGCAGGGCCGCACGCUCAAGAGGCUGGUGAAGGUGAUGAUGUGCAAAUUGACACGAAUAAUACGAGCGGCGCAACCGCCUGUGCGAGCUCUUCACUCGUGGACGACAAUUGCCUCUCGAACAGUGGCCACCCGGAAUCCUUGACGGGAACUCGGGUUCAUGUUUUCAAAGCCGAUGUGCCGAGUUGCAGCGGAGAACGGAGUCGCGGUAAUACGGAGAAUCGGCCGCCAGGAGGCCUUUUGAACGAUAUUCAAUGUAGUGGCGAGCGCACACACUGCAAUGUGAGCCACGAUGAAAACGUCCAGAAUCGACGUCCCGAAAGAGAUACAGCUAGCAUGUCGCAGCAAAAUCAAGAUGAGUCUGAAAAUGGCAGCUUCAAUCAUAGCAAAACCGUGGCGGACGCAACUGUUUGUCAAUGUCAGAUUAAGAAUCUCGUGGGGUCUGGCAGCUAUGGGUCGAGACCUCAUGGUACAUAUUUGGCGAACCAUUCUCUCAGUGGUCGCGAAGAAUCCCUUGCCGAACUAAGUGAUAUCGACGAGGAGGAAGUUGAUUUGGAUCACGGAGAUUUGAGCUUGCUGGCUGCUCCGUACAGAAGCAAGAGACUUUUCGCGAGUGAACAAAGAACAGAAGCAUUGGAUGCCCUUUUGUCAAGAGUCCAGUGCUGGGUGGAGGUAUUCAACAAGAAAGAGUAA